GGUAUUCCAACUCUUAUUUGAGGAAUUCUAGUUUCACUACGUCCUUCUUUCCAUUUGAUUAAUACUUUGUCCAAAUUUACACCCAGUUAUUUCUUUGAACCAAAAUGAGUAGAGAGAGACAAGUUACAUUUCAUACAAUAUCAUAGAAAAUGUAUAAACUGCCGAUUAAUGUAAUAACUUAAAUAACAACCGAUACAGAUUGUCGUGUGUAUAUGGAACGUCAAUAUUUCUUGAAAACUUUAAUCUGAUUAUAGAAGUUGAAUCCUCCUUUUUCAUAGAAUCAUGACUGCUGUAAAAGUGCACGGUGGUAUCGACAUUUUAAGGCUGCCAGUAAACGAGGAAGAGCACAUUUGUCCUCCAUGGCGUAUCAAAUACACGCAAUCUCAUAUACUCCAUUCUAAGUGUUCAAAAAGUGAAAGUGGCUGUGGUUCCAAUCACGACACUGCCUGUCAGUUUUGCGUAUAUAACAAUGCAUUAGAAUUGCCACAUAUGCCAGAUAUGGUAUUUCCCAAUAAUGUAUUAACUCUGACGCAUCAGGAUGGAGCAUUACUGCAAUUCAAUGCUUUGGAUUCUUUAAAAUAUGUCUCCAAUGGAAAGAUUAAUGUACAGCUUGCUUGUGCAGAGGCAUGGAAAGAAUCCAGAUUGGAAAGUAGCGAAUAUUUGGAAGAGAAGAUAAAACCUUUUGAUUGGACAUUUACCACCAGUUAUACUGGUACAAUAUCAGGUUUUGAAGUUGAAGAAACAAAUGAGAGAAUUGAUAUGGAUAAAUUAAGGCAGAAGGAUAAGAUUAUGUUUUAUCAUGAUUUAACAUUGUUUGAAGACGAACUUCACGACAAUGGUAUUGCAGUAAAAAUUAUAUAGAAGAGAGUUAUGCCCACUAGUUUCUUUAUAUUAUUACGAUAUUUUCUGAGAAUUGAUAAUGUAAUGUUGAGAAUAAAUGAUACUCGUAUUUACCAUGAAUUUGGCAAAAAUUACUUAUUACGUGAAUUUACAUCACGGGAAGCUAAAGUUCAACAUAUACGAGUUUCCCCGGCACUCUUUUUGGAGCCAAGUGCAAUAGCGCCUCAUUUGCCAUUAAUUGGAAGCCGAUAUGACAAAUUGAUAAUAUCUGAAAAGAAAGAAGGACCCAAAUUAACUGAAGGUACAACUGGGCAGAAUAAAACUACGACUGAAGGACAAAUAACACAAUCUGAUGAACUCACGGCAGACAAUUCCAUCACAUAAGGCUUGUGUUAAAGUUUUUACAUUAUGUGUCAUUAUUUCCUUGAUGAACAUUAAUUAGGAACUCGCUGUACAGAUUAUUAAUUUUCAUUUUGAUCAUGUUAAAAUAUAUUAGACAUGUAUAAACUAAGAAAUUAAGAAAUGAAAACAUAGCAAGGAAGUUAUACCUUUGUUGGCAUUUUAUUUAAAAUCAAUCAAUGCCAAGAUUUGAUCAAGACUGAUCAAUUUUAAUUUGAUCAUCUUUCAAUCCUUGCUACAAUAGUUUUAACUUAUAUUCUUCUCUCGUUUAAUUUAUAAUAAAAAUUCACGCCAAA
Formica exsecta is the source of this 1535-nucleotide messenger RNA. RefSeq names its product TIP41-like protein. The record is from RefSeq and is a predicted model, not a curated record. Gene Ontology annotation, cellular component: cytosol. Lineage: Eukaryota; Metazoa; Arthropoda; Insecta; Hymenoptera; Formicidae. The transcript is spliced from 6 exons. Gene Ontology annotation, biological process: TOR signaling.